This is a messenger RNA of Hypomesus transpacificus, 3091 nucleotides long. It is a transcript of the gene bbs2, whose product is annotated as Bardet-Biedl syndrome 2. The record is from RefSeq and is a predicted model, not a curated record. Gene Ontology annotation, biological process: non-motile cilium assembly. Gene Ontology annotation, molecular function: protein binding. The coding region runs from base 122 to 2272 and encodes 716 amino acids. Gene Ontology annotation, cellular component: membrane; BBSome; ciliary basal body. The transcript is spliced from 17 exons. NCBI's taxonomy places the organism in Eukaryota, Metazoa, Chordata, Actinopteri, Osmeriformes, Osmeridae.
GUCACCUGCGUGCAGAAGUUGUGCACGCGAUGCCCGUGCUGUCCCUUGUUGCCUAGUUUAGUUAGCUGUCCUGAUAAAACCCAAAGGCUGUUUAAGAGCGAAGACAUUGGGUAGUGCCAUCAUGCUGGUCCCCAUAUUCACCCUGAAGCUGAACCACAAGAUUAACCCCCGCAUGGUUACCAUGGGGAAGUUCGACGGAGUUCACCCCUGUCUAACUGCUGCUACACAGGCCGGGAAGGUGUUCAUCCAUAACCCCCACACACGGGGCCAGCGGCAGGCGGCCCACAGGCUGAGUCAGAGCACCCAGGACUCGGACAUCUCCCUUCUGAACAUCAACCAGGCGGUCAGCUGUCUGACCUCGGGGACACUAGGACCCAGCACCACGGGAGACACGCUGUUAGUUGGAUCCCAGACCAACCUGCUGGCCUACGAUGUCCACGACAAUGCAGACAUCUUCUAUAGGGAGGUGACCGACGGGGCCAAUGCCAUUGUUCUGGGGAAGCUGGGAGACAUCAGGUCACCGUUGGCCAUUAUCGGGGGGAACUGUGCCCUGCAGGGUUUCGACUACGAGGGAAACGACCAGUUCUGGACGGUGACGGGGGACAACGUGAGGUCGCUGGUGCUGUGUGACUUCACCGGCGACGGGAAGAACGAGCUGCUCGUCGGCUCUGAGGACUUCGACAUCCGAGUGUUUCGGGAGGACGAGCUGGUGUCGGAGAUGGCGGAGAACGAGACAGUGACAUCCCUGUGUCACAUGCACGGCAGCAGGUUUGGCUAUGCGCUGGCUAACGGUACGGUAGGGGUCUACGACCGCACCGCCCGCUACUGGAGGAUAAAGUCUAAGAACCACGCGAUGAGCAUCCACGCUUUCGACCUGAACGCAGACGGGGUGGUGGAGCUCAUCACAGGCUGGUCCAAUGGCAAGAUCGACGCUCGCAGCGACCGGACAGGAGAGGUCAUCUUCAAGGACAACUUCUCGGCGGCGGUGGCGGGGGUGGUGGAGGGCGACUACCGCAUGGACGGACAGAUCCAGCUCAUAUGCACCUCUGUGGAAGGAGAAGUACGGGGCUACCUACCGGCCAGUAAGGAGCUGAUGGGCAACCUGAUGGACUCCAGCGUGGAACAGGACCUGAUCAGAGAGCUGAGCCAGCGAAGACAAAACCUUCUGUUGGAGCUUCGCAACUACGAUGAAAAUGCCAAGGCUGUUGCAGGCUCGUCGGAGGGGGACAACCAGACGGGUGUGAUUCCAGCCAACACCCAGCUGCAGACCGCCCUGUCAGUCAGACCGGCUACGGAGGCCCAGAAGGCUCACAUAGAGCUCAGCAUCUCUACACCUAAUGAGACCAUCAUCCGGGCAGUGCUGAUAUUUGCCGAGGGCAUCUUUGAGGGCGAGAGCCACGUGGUCCACCCCAGCGCCCAGCACCUGUCUGGCUGCGUCAGGGUUCCGAUCGUCCCCCCCAAAGACAUCCCCGUCGACCUUCACAUCAAGGCCUUCGUUGGAGGGAAGAACAGCACCCAGUUCCACGUGUUUGAAAUCACACGGCAGCUUCCUCGCUUCUCCAUGUAUGACCUCACCAGUGACCUCACCUCCGCUGCCCCGCCCUCUGGCAGAGUCCACUUCAGCAUCAACGACAGACCUCAGAGAGUGGUGAUGUGGCUCAACCAGAACUUCCUCCUGCCCGAGGGCACGGACAGUCCCGAGGUGACCUUCUGCUCCCUGAGGGGAGGAGGGCUGCUGACCGUCAGCAUGGCGUCUUCUGGACAGAUGACUCUGAGCACGGACGACAUCGACCUAGCGGGAGACCUGGUCCAAUCCCUGGCCUCGUUCCUGGCCAUCGAGGACCUGCAGGCCGAGGCCGACUUCCCUGUCUACUUUGAGGAGCUGAGGAGCACCCUAACUGAGGUGGAUGAGUUCCACUCGGUGCACCAGAAGCUGACGGCGGCCAUGGCCGACCACUCCAACCACAUCAGGAACAUGCUGGUGCAGGCGGAGGACGCUCGUCUGAUGGGAGACAUGAAGACCAUGAAGAAGCGCUACAUCGAGCUGUACGACCUGAACAGAGACCUGGUCAACGAGUACAAGAUCCGCUCCAACAACCAUAACGCCCUGCUGGCUCGACUCAAAGCCGUCAACCAGGCCAUCCAGAGGGCAGGACGCCUCCGAGUGGGGAAGCCUAAGAACCAGGUGGUCGCCGCCUGCCGCGACGCCAUCAAGAACAACAACGUCAACGCCCUCUUCAAGAUCAUGAGAGCGGGCGCCUCCUCCUCCUGAGGACACAGCACCACCUGGUGGUCAGGAGGGGCGGCCACGGCCACGGAGGGAGACGACAUCACAGGGAGGGGAUCGCGUUCUCGUAGCGGGGACAGCUGUACACACACACACUCACGUCUGAAGAUAGAACCGGUUGUAUAGGGGCGAGGUGGCUCCCCUCAGCGUGACCCCGCCGUCCUGUACAAAGCCUAUAGAAAGUUUACACCCACUUUCAAAACAUUCUUUUUCCAACCUUAUAGCCUUUUUUUUCCCCUCGCAAAUCCAAAUGGGGUCAUGUGUGUGUGUGUGUGUGUGUGUGUGGACAGGGGUAGGUCGUUUCAAAUCCACAUAGCAGUUAGAAUGUAAGGUUUUCAGUGACCUUUUAGGGGCUCUGUGUAAUGAGCGAUGGCACCAGACCUUAACAAGAGACACCUGGUCGAGGGGGGGAGAGCAAGGCUGUAAAACACAGGAAGGACAAGCGAGGAAAAAACUGGCAUCGCCAUUAGCUCAUUCCUGGUCCUCGCAACACAUGCAUAUCUGAACUCUGAGGAGUUUCCCUUCUGAACAGACCUCUCCUGUGUCCUUGUGAGAGGCUGGCGUGCUGCGUAGAGGACGGGGGGGGGGGGGGGGGGGGGGGGGGGGCGUCACAGCCACUCUCCAGCUGGGGUAGCCAUACGUGUGUGUGUGUGUGUGUAGCCAAAGGUAACUGCGCUAUAUGAACGUUAACAGGGACCAGCAAAGGCUGAGAUUUGUUUACUUUUGUAGAUUGUACAUAGUGAAUUUGUGUGUGUGUGCCGAGAAUAAUGUAAUUUUCAAAAAUAAAUUCAUUUGUGUGUUUUA